Molecule: messenger RNA, 13250 nt
Organism: Amoebophrya sp. A120
Lineage: Eukaryota; Dinophyceae; Syndiniales; Amoebophryaceae
Source: the annotation of a GenBank genome assembly
GAACAGAGGAGGUGGUGAAAAGUGAAGAACCCGUUGUUGAGAAUGAGCUUGUGAUUGAUUUGUAGCAGCUUUUUUUCAAUAGCAGGCUUGCUACACGUUAUUUUCUUCUGCAGCUUGAACAAAACGUUAUAUGCGAAUUCGAUUUCAAUUUGAAAGUGUAGAUUCAAUUCACUAGAAGUUCUGCUUUCCGGUGACCAUCCAGACAGUAGAAAUGGUUUUUUCUAGAAUUGAUGGGGACAGAAAAUAUCCAAGGACGCACUGUUGGCGGAGUACGACCAAGCGACCUCCUACUAAUAAGUAACAGUACUCAAGAAAUACUUUAUUGACAAGAACUUCAACUUUAUCGUGUGCCAGUGGUUGCUGCGUGUGUCCACCGCUUUCCAGCUUGAUGAAAAAGAAUCCUUUUCGCGCGGACGACCGCCCAGAUUGCCGGCGGCUUUGUUACGUGACUGUAGAACAGAAGCAUUGCUGAAGGAGUAGAUCGUUUACUCGACUCCACCACCAUCUACUUGUUACUUCGUCCUGUCUUGGCUGCAUUCUACUUUCUGCACGGCCAUAGAAGUCACGACGUUUUAUUGUUGACCCUGGACUGCUACAUCAAGCACGAAGAUGUUCCCCACCACCUUCACGAAUCCGGGGAUCCACGACGGCAGCUCCCCAGAAAAUCAUGCAGGCCAACUACCUGGAGCUGGACCUGGAGCACACGAUGACGAGCAACCACCCACUGCUGCUGUUCCACCACCAGCAUCACAGGAGCUCGUGGCUGGCCGGCUGGCCUCUCCACCUGCUGAUUCCGGAGCACAGCAGGCAUUGCCGCGCGGAGCCUCCUUGUCUUUGUCGCAGGAGGAGGAAGGAGGAAAUCAUGCCCCCGGCUCGACGAGUCAAGACCAUCACAAAAACCUGGUCAUCAAGGACGGGGACCCAGAAGUAGAAGAUGAUGCCUCUCUACUACCUCACUCGCACGAGGAAGAUUCCAAAGACCACUUGUUCGUCACCAAGCAGGUAGCCCAGGACAUCGUGCAGCUGCACCGCAACACGAACCUCAACCGGGAGCUGAUUACAAACGGCGACCCCCGUUACCGUCCUCGCACGAUAACGAGACCAGGACGAAGCCAAAACGAAGCCAAUCGGGCAGCUUUUACAAGGGCCCACCUCUGGCAACGCAAAACGCCGGCAAGUUUUCCCAUAGUGGUCGGCCGAGACGUUUACAGGGCCCCCAGCCUCUGGCGUUUCUGCUGCAAGUAAGCGGGGGCGCCAUUUGCGUUGUUCGCUCUGUGGGCUCGGGCGCAUCGCCUUAAGCAUAGGGAGAAGCCCGCCGGCGACGCAGCGUGCCGCCGGGCUCAAUUUUUGAGCCGCAUGGCACUACAGCAAACGCAAAAGGCCCUGGCUGUCGGCGUCGCAGCGCUUUGCGCUUCCCACAUGCCCAGGGGGCGCCGCUUUCGUCUUGCCUGCCUGUGGCUACUAUGCGAAGCCCCAGCGCCCCGCGCAGUGCCUGCUAUAUUCAAAUCGUUACGGCCGCACUUUGGCCCAGUAGAUAUUUGCACGCGUCCACCCCUUGCCGGCAUCGCCGGAAAACCGAAGCCAAAACGAGGCCAAAACGAAGCCAAAGGGCAAAAAAGCCGAGGCCAAAACGAAGCCAGAACGAGGCCAAAACGAGGCCAAAACGAGGCCAGGCAACCGCGUUUCGUGUCUGGAAGGGGAACGCGAUAAGUUUUGGAUUUUUGUCGUCGCCCGGCUCGCGCUGCCGUGCCGCCGUGGAAGCGACACCAAAACGAGGCCCAGACGAGGCCAAAACGAGGCCCCGCGGCCUAAUUCUGGGCCUCAUCUUUCCGGCAAAAAGUUGCAAGGCUUGGCCGCAUUUUUUUCGGACGGCUUUGGCUUCGUUUUGGCCUGGUUUUGGCUUCGUUUUGGCCUGCGCCCUUUCGGACCGUUCUGGGCCAUUAUCUGCAGCAGGGGCAUGGGCCCAACUUCCGCAGCAGGCGCGAGGACUUUCUUAUUUUGGACAGCGAGCGGCGUCUAGGUGGGGGCACCCGGUAGACGAGCUCUGGCGUGGUCAUUGACUAGCGCGGGUACUAUCUUUCUGGUCGCAAUCCGAUGCGGCUCAAAAUUUGGGCCGCGUGGCAUGCUGCCCGCGAAUCGAUAGCCCCGUGGCCCAUGCCCCAGUAUGGGCAUCAAUAUGAAGAAAAUAAUUUAGACUCCGCGGGGCGCGCUCGUCAUUCUGAGGCAGUUGCAGGGACCACGCGCCGGCGGCAUGGAGUAGAGCUACACAGCCCCCGGCCGCGACGUUGUCGGCGCCCGCGCGAAUGCCAAAAAGCGACAGGCCUGGCCUCGUUUUGGCUUCGUCCGGGUCUCGUUCUCGGGUCUCGGCGGUAAUGGGCGCGCCGUUUGUAAGCUGAUGCUGAAGCGGGACAGUUUGCUGACUCCGGAGGAACGAGUCCAGGUGGAGGCUGCAUUGAAGGAGCAAGCGAGCCAUCAAAACCUUGUUCCAGCAAAUCAUAGUGGAACAGUGCUGUCGUCGUCAUCAUCCGGAGGUACUAUACAGUUUAAGUUUUUGUUUUCGACUCUUGUUGAUGCGUUACGUUGAUGUACUAGACCUGCUUACUAGCAGCAUGUUGUUUCGUGGAAGAGGUCCGCACCAGUUCUUCUAGAAAUUAGUACACGUCGGUUGAGAUUGAGAAGCUGAAGAGGACACGGGAGAAGAUGUAUUAUCGAGAUCGAGCGAUAGGUUUAGGUGGGAGCUCCUUCGCUGAGUAUUUUAUUGCACUAGAGCAGAUAAAGGAUAGUAUGCAUUCUUUACGUCGCGUAAGUUCUUAUGUGUGUUGCAUAUGCAUUUUUUGAGGCAUGUUGAUGUUCUUUCACUUCUAACUCCAACGCUGCGUGGUACCACCAGGCACCCAUCGAACCCUGACGAACUUCACCCCGCCCCGUCACUCUUAUUACUAUCACCUCCGCCCAUUCCACCCUUGUAUAAAAGUACACGAGCGCCCUCACAACAUAGACAGCCUCACCCAUUUCCGGCCCUGCUUCUGCUCGUUCACCUACCUAUCUAUACUACCCUCCUCCGUUCGCUACCCUGUUUUGAUGUGUUGCGAUUUUCCGUGGCUUUGCGCAAGCAGCCGCUCUCACUCAUGUGCACUCUUACUCUAUUUCCAUCUCUUCGUCCUCUGCGUUCUGACAUUCACAAUCACAUUCCUCCCUUCACGACAAGCCGACUAUGAUCAGUGACUACACGGCUUCGCUUCGUGCAAGCUUGGGCGGGAUCGGCGCCUCCGCGGGUGCUGCUCGCAGUUUGAAAUUUGUGCACCAGGCAACAGCUGGAGCUGUUGAAACCGAAGGCACGAAAGACGAAGACAGUAGCUGCGCUUCUGGUUCCGCCCCCGACCGAGAUGCUGACUGCCCGCAGGAAGGAGAUCCUGGUGCCCCGGGUGCUAAAACAAUAGCGACCAUAGCUGCCGGAGCGCCGGCGCAUAACUCUACUACACGACGAGGUGGACAGCUGCACACCGCAGCACCUGAAAAUGACGUACUAUCACCAGCAGAAUUAGAAUCUUCCGACCGCCGACCACUCUUAACCAAGCAGUUAGUCGAGAAAAUCCUGCGCGAGCGCAAUGGGUUUGCGCACCACACCGAGUUCAACACGGAGCUGGUGCUGUCGAAUUUCAAGCUUCGCGGGUUCGCCCCGGGUGUGUUUUCACUACUAGGUGCCGAAGAUGAACGAGAUGAACAGCAAACUUCGUCCUUGUGGUGGUCUGGUUACUUUGGUGGAAAUGAAGCUACCAGUACUAGCGGCGUCGCCGAGAUUGGAGGUCGUGACAACGAAAGCAGCGGUAUUCAUCCGGCUUCGUCCCGUGCAGGUGCAGGUGGCUGGUCUUUAUGGACAAACGCAAAUAAGGACGAGCAGAAUCAAGAUCAGCACCGGUUCUACUAUGGUCUUUUCGCAGAAACAAAGCAAGAUGCCUCAUUUUAUUUCUUGUCCAGUCCGUUGCAGCUGGAGACGCUGUUUCUGGAUAAUUGCGGUUUGCGGACCUUGAAGACCUUUGACAGUGCCCUCGGUGGACGUAAAAAAGCUCGAAACGAACAGGAUGCAGCUGGAGGCGUAUGUAGUGGACGAGGUGGAGGAGCUGCUAGUGGCUCCAUGGCUAGAGAUGGGCGGGUGCUGGACAAGAAGACAACGAGCCGUGUAGUUCUAGAAACGGAGCAUGUCGAGAACAGGAGAGGCACCUCGACCGACGCACGAGAACCUCCACCACAAUCGCAAGAACAUGACGAUGACCGGAGGCUCUCUACAAAUGAGGUUCUUGCUCAAGCUACCAAUUCCUUUUCUGCUCCGCCGGUAGAUGAUUUCGAGCCGCAGAAGAAUUAUGUGCUUGGGCUGCUGGAAGAGGAGGGUACACCCAUCCAGGUACCCGAGGUGGACGAAGAUCAACUACGUGCUGGAGUGUUCGAAAAAAAUGUGGACAACGAGGAAGAAGCUCCUGCGGCCUCUCAGCAACCGAAGAUCCGGUCGCCAGGGGCCGGGAAGAUGCCAGGCGAAAUAGCUCUGCCGGUCGACGAAGACGGCAAAGAAAGCCAACAAAUUGACGUCGCAGAGGGAGAGGACCCGAGAGCUUCUACUUCCCGCCCAGACGGUAAUCCUACAGGCGGCACCAAAGCAAGUCCCACGCACAACCCAGUCGACGACCCCGAAUCCGACACAGCAUUACGAUUACCUGCAGCGACCACUGGUGGUGCAGUUCUCGACGCUGCAAAAUCUACACUGAGCUCCUUUUUCACAAGCAUGACCGCCGGCGUGUUGUCUGUGACGAAAGAAGGGCCUGGCCCUACCCCUAGUAGCUCUCACGCUUCACUUCGUCCAGAACCACCUGGGGCCCUGUUACCGUUGCGAAACUUGCAGCAGCUCUACCUGAUGAAGAACGAGCUGUCGGGUGUUUUUUCGAGCGGUGACUUGCCGCAGAAUUUAGUUGUCCUGGAUAUUUCGGACAACCGCAUCACGCAUUUGGACUUCAACUCCACGGCCACUCACGCGCACCAGCAGCAGCUUCCGAAACUGAAGCAACUCAAUGCGAGCAGGAACUUGCUAGGUCGGGGUCGUCGCGGUGGGCGAAGAGGAGUGCUGAGCGCUGAUGUUCACGUUGAUGAGGAACGACCAGAUGAGGCGUCUACCCCUGUUUUUGUUUCGGUAGGUGACGUCGACGAAAGAGACCGACCGGCGCCAGCGCAAUCGAACACGACAGCAUCAACUACUUCGCCCUGCUUUACCUUGUUCCCCAGCAUCGCCGCUUUGCGCCACCUCACCGCACUGACGAUUCUGGAUGUCAGUGACAAUGACUGGUUUGUUGGCUUGGAAGAUGAAGUGGAUCAACGCCAGCAUCGUAGUCCCGACGAGGACGAUGAAAGUAGAACUCCAGCACCAGGUGAAAGCACGUUUGAUGCAAGGACUAACCAAAACGACGAAACCCUGCAGGCAUUAGGGGAUUUCUUCAGCGAGGUCUACGUGAACGACGAGAAUGCCACGACCAUCGAAGAACUGGCACGGAGACUGGUGUUUCAAAAUCUGCGAUCUUUGAAGAUAGUUACAUCUGCGAGAACCACCAACGCGUCAUCGAACUUCAAAAGCGACCUCGAUUUGAUUUCCCCAGAGCGGCACCGGCACUACCGCGAAACCGUGGCCUUGCAGCUCGACUCCCUCAUCGUUCUAGACGAUACCAAUGUGCGUCGAAGUUGACACGGGACUAAUGAACUGCCCCCCCGCAAAGUUUUAUUAGCUGUGCCUGUCGGUGCUGAGCUAAGCCAGGACAUUGACGUUCUAUUGGAAGCAGAACUACGAAAAACAUCAAUCCAAGAAAACCAAAACUUCAACUUCUUCUACAGUAAAGGAUCGAAUAAAUAAGCUUCUGCAGCUGCAAGAAGAUCGACGACUUUACCACACGCACGACAAUCUUCACCUUCGACAAAAGAUGGGCAGGCUGAGUUCCGCACGUUUCUGGGUCAAGCGAGUUGGAGACAGAGCCACUCCAACCCCUGUGCGUCUUCUUGUACGAGGAGUUGCCUCUGCGUAUCACAUACGACGAGCAGACGUUUAUGCGUUCGUUGGACGAAGAGCUUCUCCCCCACAGUUCUUCUCUCGUUCCUGGUGUUUCCCACCUUUCUUGUAGUUUCCGCUUCAUCUCAUGUACUGGCUUGUCAUUGUCUGGCCGGUCUCGUCGCGCUUGUCGAAGUUGUUCCUUCUUUACUUACUUUACCCCCGUCGCAUUUGCUCACUUACCCGUGUCUUCAACAUGGCAAUGUCCUGAUGCUUGCGUUUCCAUGAUUUCGUGUUACUUUUCAGCAAAUACUCAGGUGACAAUCACAGCAAAAGAAACGACCAAUGAAAAAAAUUGAAAUUCACUUUACCCCACUCCUCAGGUCCAUUCCCACUCGAGCAGAGCCUUCCCGCCGGUUCGCCGGACAACCUGCCACCCACGUCCGCGCUGCGCAUGUUGGAAACCCCGAAACAGAUCACCACGCCGAAACAGGCCCUGCCCCGCAGCUCCAACCACUUGCUGUCUUCCCUGCAGAAUUCGAACCAAUCGAAGCGAUCCGACGCGCUUCCGACCCCUCAGGGCGGGCCGGGGUCGAUUUUGAGGAGUUGUUUGAAGAGCGCGAGAAAGCAGGAGAAUGCGCCAUUCUUGAACAACAAGACCCCACCGCCAGGCAGCAGCUGCCGAGGGGGGCAGCUACUGGAGCAGAGUAUCAAGAAUCGCGUCCAUUUCUCCAGCACCAAGAAGCGGUUUGGACUGCACAGCCACCGGAGCGCCAACAAGCGGGGGGGCCUGCUCAGCGGGAGCGCGCGGGGAGGCCUUGUUAGAGUUGCAGGUGGUCAACAUCCCGCUCAGAGCGAUAAUACCAAAAACUGCGGUGGGGGAACCACUCUUUUUGGAGGGCCGAGUUGUAGCAACUACGGGACCUCCGCCGGCGCUUCUCGUGGCCUGCAGCCGCAUGAUGGAAUUAUACGCGGUCAGCACCAUCCGUUCCUGGAAAAUCUGGGUGGAGCGUUUGGAAGGGAAAAUGAUGCUCACUCUAACCUCCCAGCUUCGUCGCCGAUGGAAGAAGUAUUCGGAGUACGGCUGAUGUUCGAUAAUUUGAACAAUGCGGGUGGGAGCAGCAGUAGCCCACAAGAACAACUUGAUGCCUUCUUGCCACGCAUCAGCGAGAAGAAAAACGAAGAUCAAGAAGAACGCCAGGGAGAGGAUGUUGGCCGCGAGUCAGCGAGCCAGGUGGAAGUCGAUGGAAAACAAGCACGAAGCGCCGUUUCCGUCCGGGUAUUUGAUGAGAACGACGGUUUCUGUGGAGUUCAUGAUGAAAAAGGAGCUGCAAGACCUGCGACAAAGAUGAACAAGGGGUCUUUAGAAGUAAUUGCACCCGGCGCGCCGGCGUCCUCCGCCUCCUCUUCGCCCCCGCCGCGCUCUUUCGAACCCGUAACCUUCGUGAUGCCCGGCGAGCAGGUCAUGUUCGAAAAGAGCAGAAGUGCGGAGAGUCGCAGCAGUGGAAGUAAAGACCAACAAGAAGGAGUAGGCAAACACCAAGAUGAAAAGGACCUCGCCCACCCGGGGGCUGCUGCUGCGACCACGUCUACUUCAAGUAGAAAUGUUGGUGAACACAAAAGCAAGAAGAAGAAGCCGAACACACCAAGAAAGCCGAAAUCGAAAGUGACCAUCGACGAGGAAGUUUCUUUCAUGGACAAAGUGCACUUUCCCGGUCUAGACGGCAGUUCGGAGGAGGAGCAGCGAGACGAUGCUGACUUGAUGUCAACCCAUCAAAAUGGAGGAAAUGGAAAUGCAGGUGCAAGAAGUAAUCUUCCGAAGCGACCAAAUAAGCGCUCAAAAAGAGAUCUGAUGAACCAAAGCUUCUUGUUCGACGAAGACGAUGAUUGUGAUGGUGGUCCAGCAGAUGAGCCGCCCGCAUCUCCGCCGCGGAUCCGUGCCGGAUGUAAUGGCAGAAGAAGUUCGAAGCGCUCUUCAUUCAGUGCUGGCGGUGACCAAGAAAAAGAGGAACACAACUACCCAAGUCGUGGACAGGGAGAUCAUGAUCUUCUUCACCCGCCUGAGACAACGGCCACGGGGGCCGUUCUUUUCAACCUCCGCUCCUCGCCCCUCCGCGGGUCGCCGCAGUCGAAAAUCUUUGCCCCGAGCCCCGAUCGCGGCGGCAACCGUGGGCGUUCCAGCAGCAAGCACAACAAGUCCUCACUCGGCCCGCCCGGGACGCCGCUGCGGUCGAGUUUGUUGUCGCAGGUGAGUUCCGUGCAGUGCGAGGUCCGGGAGUACGAGAUCAGCCGGCACGAGGAAGAAAUCAGCCAGUUGUGGCGGCUGCGGUCCGCGUCGGGCAACCAAUUAUCGGAGGACGUGGACCCCCCGUGCCCGAUUCCCUACACCGUACACGGCGAGGUCGUCGACGAGGUGUACGAGCGAAACUUGGAGGUGGAAACGCUGGAAGAAAUCGCGGCGGGAGGAGGUGGUACAACUUCUGCUCAAACAACGUCGCUCGGGGCCCACCAGGCUUCUGCCGGUGAUCCAAACGGCCGCACGGGCUCCUGCACUGCAGGAGGAUCCUCGUCUUCUAGCUUUUGGGCGGGGGCCCGCUUUGACCACCAAGCGGCCGGUGGAACAGGAACUACUUCUGGACAAGUACAGCGCAGCACUUCUAGAAGCGGGGGCUUUCUCCACCCGUUCUUGUCCUCUACAGGCGGGGAUCAUGAGCCAACAUGUUCAUCAAAUGCUAUGAUCAAUAAGCUGCGCAAUUCGGAUGACAGCUUUCUUCUCGACGAGGAGAAUGAUCCGCUGAACACGACCGGUCUGGACCUUUUCGUCAGGUUAAACACAACGGACGAUGAAAGGGAAAGCGAAGAGUUUCUAAUGCUGCAGCAGCAGCAGGAGCUCCCUCCAUCUGGAGGGGAUCAAGACAAAACUCACGAUGUGGAAUUGCAGUUCUUUUCGCAGCCGGAUCCGGAUGCGCCGCCGGAGGAAGCUGUGGUUGUGGAAGAUGUAGUUGCAGCUGCACGUGCAGACGUACCUCUAGCGGAAGUGGGAGUGGCAAACUCCUUGGACGUCGAUGAAGCUGCGAAUAAACACCAGAUAACCAGCACCUCAAAUGAUCUACAGACCGUGACCGCUGGUGGGGCAGCAUCUUCUUCUUCACCUCCGUUAUUUCAUAAUGCGAGCGCAGACGGCGCUGCAAAAGCAAUAGGCACAGGAGCAGGAGCCGGCGCGAGCUCCUCGAGCACGACGACCUUGCUGACCCCGGUACUGCAGAACAACAAUCGGAACCACAAGCAGAUGAACAAUAACGGCCAGCACAGUCACGCUCUCUCGUCCGUCAACUCCAACGUGUUUUUCACCGGCGGCAGCUGCAGUUCGGACGGUUCUCUACAAAAGACGGGCAAAACGAACAAAUCGCAGUACUUCUCCCAGAAUUCGCAGAGGUCCAACUACGAAAAUAACAAUAAAGACCCGCCCUUUUCGCAGUUCUCCCAACGCUCUGCCUUCUCCGCUUUUUCCCAGAACUCGCAGCGCUCAAAUGUGUUGUCGCCAUCCUCUGGGGGGAGCAACCGCCAGCGACGGAAAUCCGGGGUGUAUCAAAUGUAAAAAUGUCUGGGUCUGGAAACUUGUGAUGCUGGGUCGCGUCUCAUGAUGAGGCUGCAAAUGCUGGCUCAGCAUGGCAAGUUUCUGAGCUCCUAGGUGUUGCCUAUUCUGCAUGACAAAGUGCGCUUCUGCAUCACAGAAAAACGGAGCUCUUUGGUAACGUGCAUGACAGAUUUAAGAGUCAUGCCAGACAAGCAUGACAAACAUGAAUUCUUCCAGACCCAGACACUUUUACAGUUGAUAGGGUGUGGGAAAGACCGAACUUUCAACUGUUGAAAAACGACAGGUUUUGUAUAACCCGCUCAGGUGUUACAAUCUCAAACGUUACAAUAGAAUUUGGAAAUCUGUGAUGCAAGAAUGCAUGAUCUAGCCAAUUCUCAUAGGAUUGCGCAUGACAGGUUCCGGAGCAUCAAACCCCACUACAAUCUGGCGAAAUUUGUAUUGCAGAAAGUGGAACGCUCUGCGAGUCUGUCAUGCUCAUCAUGCAAGACAAAUCUCACAUUCUAUUGUAACGCUUGAGAUUGUAACGUUUGAGCAAGUCAUAUUUUGUGAUGAAGAAGAAAAUCUUGCUGAGAAGAAAAACGCAACUGCACCUUGUGGAAGCGACAAGGAGAAAGACGCAGCGGUAGUUGGGAGAAUGAAUGUAGGUGGAAAAAAUCAUGCCGCAACCCGAAAUGAGACUUCUACGCGGAGGCUGAAGCGGCCGUCAUUCAUCCCUGAGAUGACAGGAGCAGAACUCGAUACUUCAUCUUCUGGGCGGGUGGAUAAAAACUUUCCCACUUUGCAAUCGCCAAUUGCAGCACGAGCAGGGAUUGAUGAAAUGGAGCAGCAUUCAACUUUGUUUCUUGGGAAUGAAACAACUGAGGCUACAAUAAAGUCGCACCAAGCAGACGCACAUCAAACCGCAAAACGUGAAGAAGCAGAAGGUUCAACAAGAUUUGCUGGGGGGCCUCAUCAACUACAUGAAGUUAUACGCAGUCCAGUUGCGGCUUCAAAAGGAGAUGAACAUGUACAACGGGCGGACACAGAAAACAUUGACGAUGACGAGAUGUUUUUCUCUCCACAGAGCGGGGGAAAUAAUGUGGAAGAGGAAAGAAUCAAUUCCGAAAGAAAACACGAUAAAAACGACCAUGGUGAGGCACUACAACUAGCGGAAGGAAAGAUGAUGAUGAACGGCAAAGCGAAACGCAGUCGAGCCCGGUUAUCCAGUGGCAGCAUGUUCUUCGAUAAGGACAACAAUUUGGCAGGAGGAUUUCUCGAAGCCCCACCUGCUCAGCCGGCAUUCUCGAGAAGAAGUGUGGUGGUUGACGAUGAUCCACCAAUUAUGCGUACUUCCGAAGUAGACCAAGAAAUAGAUAUCCACAGGGGCAGAAGUGAGCAAGGACCACAAGCACAACCGCAACCGGAUGAACCGCCAGCACAACCAACCACUGCUGCUCCUCCUCCUGCGGCCUCAAGUUCAUCUUCAUCUUCGUCCUCUACAAGCCGUGCGGUGACGAUGCUCCGGUUCUCCACGGAGCUCAUCACCGGGGCAACGGGGCAGCUUUUGCAGGGCUUGAAAAAAGCCUCUUCGAAAAAGACCUCUUCCCUCAACUCCCGAGCUACAGGCGGAGGAGCUCCUGGUGGCGGUGCUGCAGACCUGCCAAUUGUGAUGAACGCUACCUCCAACGAGCAGGACCAAGCUGCACUAUCGAAUCGGAAGGACCAGAAAAAGUCCCGGUCGAGUAACUUCUCCUUGGAGCUGAGCCCGAUCCGCGGCCACUCCAGCGAGCUGGAGGCGGUAAACGCGUCGCUGAAUAACAGCUUUCAACUCAACAACAGCCUGUCGAGGGAAGAUUCCAUGGGCGGCGGGGCUGUAGCUGUACCGGUGGCGGCGGCAGGAAGUGUCGGUGCUGUGAAAAGUAUUCGUGAAGCUGCUGCAGCUGAAUUUUUUGAAAAGAAGCGACGUCAAGAUAGCAAUAUUAAGUACCGGGAAGAAGUAGAAGUAGAUCAAGAAGAGGGACCACUGCUUCCCGCAGCGAAAAAGCAAAAGCAAGAUAGCAGCAAUUUCGCGGCUCAUGAUAUCCCGGCGCGAGAAGGUUCCUCCAAAUAUGAAAAUGAGAUAAAAAAGAAAACUGCGAAGCGAAAGUUGACAUUUGACGACGUUUUGGAGGAUCGGGACGAACUUUCUGCCGGAGUACUAGACGAUGAUCAAGACUUUCAGUCUGUCUUCGACAGCAACUCGAAUGGAAGCAGGCACAUUUUUCAUGGAAACCAAUUGUCGACAUCGUUUCCACCCUGUGCCGCAGACAAAUCCGCUGAGCAGCCGCAAGGCGAGAUAGUACCCCACCACCGCGAGAGGACAGCGCCGGCACCAGGGGCAUCAUCAGCAUCGCCUGCUGCAAUGCCAGAAGGUCAGAUUCCCCCGAACAAGCAGAGGACGAGUGUCGUCGAUAAAGAGCAACAAGAACAAACAUUUUCCACGACCCACCACUACCAAAAGAAGCCCCGAACUUCUUCCGGGGACUCCUGGGUGCACGCCGUGGUGCAACCGCUUGCGCAAAUUGUGGUGCCUGGGGAACAGAAAGAUCACCACGGGAAGAUGACUACUUCUUAUACCAAAAAUGAAUUGGCAGCGCGGUCUUCUGGAGUUGCGCCAGUUGUCGUCCAAGACAAAGAAGAAAAACGACAAGACCAGCAGAGAGACGAAGACAGUCUUGCGCAAGCACUGGUCGUACCUGGGGGCCAGCAGAGAGAUGACCACCACGUCGGGACCGCUUCAAGUUCAACACCUGCCGCCAUUAGUGUCACAAAUCAAAACGCAGUACAAGAUAUCCAGGACGAAGGCAAACAAAGCCACAAUGUUGACAGCACGGGCUUUCUUGCCCCUACCGACGGAAUAGUGCGAUGCCUCUGCGGAGUGAGGCACAGCAGCAAACGCGCCUGCUAUCCCAGAAAGUGAGUUGCCUAUGUGUGUUAGUGUUUAUGUUCUUCAUCGUCUACUUCGUCCAGUAGACACUAACUAUGUUGAAGAGGGUGAUGGCGUUAGCGUUACUUGUUCUACUGAAAGUUUAUACCUACGUUAUGCUUAUGGCUACAACUGCCUCUGCUAGCUUGUUGCUAUCCAUGGUUUACUUUGAAUAUGAGGGUGACCUGUCGCUUCGGGGUACGCCGAGGGAAUUCUAACGCUCACGCGCGUUUCAUUCCCAUUUGUUUGCAUUUUAUCCUACAGCCACAGAUGUAUUCAGAAAGAUGUUCUUGCAAUUCAAUGCGUGAAAAAGACGACCAGCACACCACUAUCCCUAGUAUCGCUAAUUCCUUUCUAAAAUCGCGCUGUCCCUUGUUGUACUUGUACUGAAAAAGAAAAAACCGUAUAGAUACCUCUUGUCCUCCUCGUGGAAGAAAUUGUUGCUCUGAGUUUGUGUUUGAUGCCGCCUAUUAUACCUGUAUUACAAUUACUAUUUAUUACGUAAUAAAUAUCUGCACGACCAGCACCGCAUCAUUACUGUGCUGCUGAGACUAAAUCGGGGUAGAAACCGGAGUUACAAUUCCGCUUUCAAUACGUACAAUUUAUCUCUCUCCUGGCGCAACAAAAAUAACUCUUGGUCUUCAGAUGUCCCGAGAAAGCGGCCUCGGAGUCUUGCUUAAGCGAGU